AUGCGCAGCACUCCAUCGAAAGCGCUGGAUGCAAUUCUUCACCUGCUGCCUCUGCAUGAAUUUGUGCAGUUAGAAGCGGAAAGGAGCGCCUUGCGGCUCAAACGUCUUAAAGAGAUCUUACCUGGUGAUCUGGUUGGUCAUCUGAGUAUUUUGCAACACUUCAAAAGAGGGCCUUUGUUGAGUAUGUGCGGAGACUGGAUGAAACCUUUGGACAACUACGACAUUCCCUACAAGGUGCGUGAAAUAUCGCGCUCCGACUGGGAGUGCGGAGUUAAUAUGGUCCGUCAGGGGUCAACGAUAUUCUUCACGGACGGCUCAAAAAUCGGUUCGAAAACUGGAGUGGGAAUCUUCGGUCCUGGUGUACAGAUAUCAGUGGCAAUGGGCAACUGGCCUACUGUAUUCCAAGCGGAGAUUCACGCUAUAAUCGAAUCAACUCAAGCGGCACUAAAGGCUCUUUGUGCUCACAAGUGUACGUCAAAAAUAGUGUGGGAGUGCGUUCUCUCACUGCGGAGGCUGUGUCGUAUGAACUCUGUCAAUUUGUACUGGGUUCCCGGGCACAGCGGUAUAGACGGCAAUGAAAAAGCAGACGAACUGGCCAAACAGGGCUCCAACUCGCAAUUAGUUGGUCCGGAACCCUUUUGCGUUAUCUCAAAUUGCACUAUAAAAAUGGAACUUAAAUACUGGGAAGAGCAACGGGUGACAGCCAACUGGAGGGCUGUCAGAGGGUGUCACCAGUCGAAAAGGGUAAUUACGCCAAACGGAAAAAUUACUAAAAAGCUCCUAGAGCUCAACAAGUGGGCUCUUUCUACCUACACAGGACUAAUAACUGGGCACUGCCCGAGUAAGUAUCAUUUAAAGAACAUUGUUCGAGUUCAGGAUGACACUUGUCGCUUCUGUAAUAUGGAAAGCGAAACCUCGGAACAUCUACUAUGCAGCUGCGGUGCAUUAUACAUGAGCAGAAUCAAAUUUCUUAGCAAGGGCUGCUUGCAACCGGGUGAGAUCUGGUCUGCCAAUCCUGGUAAAGUAGUUGGCUUUAUUAAGCACAUUCUACCUGACUGGGAGCGCGCCGAGGUAACCGGCCAUUCACUCGGGUGUCUGGUUUUCUACAUGGUACGUAAUGGGGAUAUACUGUAA
Wyeomyia smithii (pitcher-plant mosquito) is the source of this 1134-nucleotide messenger RNA. RefSeq lists its product as uncharacterized. The transcript is spliced from 2 exons. Gene Ontology annotation, molecular function: nucleic acid binding; RNA-DNA hybrid ribonuclease activity. The record is from RefSeq and is a predicted model, not a curated record. Lineage: Eukaryota; Metazoa; Arthropoda; Insecta; Diptera; Culicidae. Gene Ontology annotation, biological process: DNA replication, removal of RNA primer. The coding region runs from base 1 to 1134 and encodes 377 amino acids.